GCGCUCUUCUGUCCAAUCACGCGGCUUGUUGGUUUUUGGCCUUGUUCGACCGCGGACAGACGUCGGCAAGUGGACCGGUUGGAUGCUAAGCUAAUCCAGUCAAAUUACGACUAAGUAUUUCCGAUUUUUUUCAUUGCUUCGCUGUUUUUGAACGGAUGCACAAGAUUUAAAAAAAUAAGUGCCCCAUUUGUCUUGUAGAAUUGCUCGGCUAACAAGCUAAAUUGACUUUGCUAAAUCGGUUUUUGUGUUGCUAGCUCAGACUGCGGUGGUGGGCGCGAGCCGUGUUUGACAACAGGCUAUUCGGUCACGUUAGUAGUGUUGUUGUUUGUAGCUGCUGAGUUAGCCAUUCAAUCCCCGUUAGCUUUGGGCGGCAAAAAGAAAAUAGCUCUGUGCAAAUAGAGGAAGUCCAGUAUGGCAGAGUUUCUGGAAGAUCCGUCGACUUUAACCAAAGAAAAGCUCAAGACCGAGCUCACGGCGAACAAUGUGCCACUUCCGAGCGGCGAGCAUAAGAAAGAAGUGUAUGUUCAGCUGUAUCUGAAGAAUUUAACCAUUCUCAACAACAAGAAAAGUCCUCCUACAGACACUUUCUCCAGCGACGAAGAGUUACCUGCGCCUGUGGUUACAAAUAAAAGCCGUUCCGGGAGAAAAGCCACAAAGAAGACGGACAAACCCCGCACAGAAGAAGUGGAGGUGACAGAACUUUCAGACGAAGAUUUAAAACAACAGCUGGCCAAGCACGGGGUGGAAGCGGGACCUAUUGUGGCCUCUACCCGUAAACUGUAUGAGAAGAAGUUGCAGAAGAUUUUGGACCAGCCACCGCCUGAGCCUGAGACUACUGCAGAGGUCACAACUCUCCCAAAGGCCGAUAGUAACCAGAAUGGCAACACCAACUCUGAUCAGUACAGUGACAAGGAGGAUGAGGUGCUUGCUGCCCCUGAACCAGAGCCUAUUCCUGUUGUUGAAAAACCUGUGCGCAGCAGAGGAAAAACUCCCACCACAGUCCGCACCAGCAGCAGACGACAAGCUAAAAUCGUGGAGGAAAUUACAGUUACAGAGGAGACACCGAAGAAAAAGUCUGCAGAGAGUGCGGUUGAAGAUAUUCUUGCCAAUGAAAUAAGCUCACCAACUGGAAUGAGCGCAACCUGCCGGCGUCCGAUUCGCGGUGCAGCGGGCCGGCCUCUGAAGCCCAGUGAGUAUUGGCUGGAUGAGUCCCGUGUUCAGACCACAGUCCUCUCCGAGACCCGCACAGAGUGUCUGAAAGCAAGCAGCUCUUUGGGCGCAGCACCUACUUCACGAGGCUUCCUGUCCACCCUUCUCAAGCUCCUCUUGCUCAUUGCCAUCGUCAUUGGUCUCUACUAUGCUUAUCAGAAGCUGGACGCCAGUCACAUUGAGGCCCUCAAAGCUCUUGUAGACAGCGUCCUGAUCCCUCUUCGUGGGGUGGGAGAAAGUACCGCCACUUACCUGGGGAUCGGUGGAGGAGAAGCCCCAGCUGCAGUGGAGCAGCCUGCAGAGUGAAGACCAGUAGCCCCACAUGUCCACUCCUUUGAUUAGCAACAGCGCAUCACAACCCAAACAAAAAAACUCAGCAUACUUUUUUUUCUUAAUUUUCCGUUAUGGUUGGACAAAAGACACAAAUCUAUAAACUCUUAUCUCCUCUUUUCAAUUCAGUCUCUCCUCCUGACACUGAGGGAUUCAGCAGUGACUUCUGGGUGACCCCAUCCGAAGUGACUCAUUUUAUGUCGUUUUUUAACCUGUGAAAUUGUUUGUCUUUGUGAGCAUUUAACCCGUGUAUGUAGAAAUGUGGGCUGAUUUGGGAAGGCCACUUUAUCCAUGCAUGAUAGUAUUUUUGAAAGUCAUACUGUAGUUUUUCAUAAUCGUGCCAGAUAUGUUUUCGGAUGGUGAAGUGCCUGGAUAAAUGCAAGCACUUAAGAUGCCCUCCCAUUUCAAGCACAUACUCUGCUUCUACUAACGCCGUUGUAACUUCAACCAUUUUUUGUGCAAAUUUUACCAUUUGCUCUGUUGGUAGUAACCGAUUUCUAUGGUGCUCAGGUAAAAUCUCUUGAUGUGCUCUGUGCUGGAAGAGAUGCAGCCAGAUCACAUCGCCGCAUGAAGAAAGUUAAACAUACAUUUUCAGUCGCUGAAUCAUGGGCUUGGUUUUUAUAAUUUUAAUUUGUAUUCUGGUCACUCUUAAUGUAUUUAAUCACUUUUUCAAAUGAUUUGAGAUAUAUACUGUACUGUACUUUUAUUGAAAGCAGGACUGACCAAGUUUUUAACAAAAUGCUUUCUAAGUGACUAAUUAUUUGACAAUUCCUUAUUCGGAAACUAAAGUAUCCGAUCACAAAUUUCUUUCUCAGUCCUGCCAUAGUAACCAUCUGAGUUUACAUGCUUUGGGUUUUUGUGCUUUGUUGUGCUUUUUCAUCAUUAUAUUUUUGUUUUUAUAAUUAUGUUUCUGAUCCUUCAGUCCUCCGUCUCUUAGUGCAGGACUGGCCCAUGCAGUGCACCCACAUAUCCCAUUAAACUGACGGCAUUUGUUCAUAUAUGGCAGAUCUGCUAAGUUACAUGUUUUUAGUAAAUACAGAAAAUGUUCAUUGAAGGUGCAGGUGAGGGUGGGGCAAAUUCAUUUUGAUAUUUUUUGAAAGUAAGUGUAAAGUUUUUAUAGCACAUUUUAGGAAACCAUAUUAAGGCAAUAUGCAAUACACGCAGAAGCCGGAUUUAACACAAUUUCACACCAGGCAGCUCUUAAAGUGGACAGAUGACAUGGGUUAUGUGGGUAAGGAUUUGUGAUUUGUUUAUUUAUGAUAAUGUAGGCAGUGUAUCAUGAAAUAAACUCAAUUGUCACCACAUGAACCUGUAUUAUUUUGUCUUGCGUCAUGUGUAUGAAAUUCUGAAUUAAAUGUCAUUUUCUUAAAA
This is a messenger RNA of Periophthalmus magnuspinnatus, 2910 nucleotides long. RefSeq names its product thymopoietin b (gene tmpob). The transcript has 6 exons. The coding region runs from base 412 to 1515 and encodes 367 amino acids. The record is from RefSeq and is a predicted model, not a curated record. Gene Ontology annotation, molecular function: DNA binding. Lineage: Eukaryota; Metazoa; Chordata; Actinopteri; Gobiiformes; Gobiidae.